GAUAAUUGACUGGGCCGGAAGGGGAGUGAUGUUGUCUGCGGACCGCACGGUGGCGGCCGCCGUGUGCGGGGCGUGCCGUCACACCGGCUGGCCCGCGGCGCUGGCACACGCAUCCUGGCUGCCUCAAGGGGUCACCUGGAGUGAGGUUAGCUGCGGCGCGACUGGAACGUCAGCAACACCUAGCCACUACCACAGCGGUCGCAGUUAUUGUGGCAGCAGCCACAGCAGUGCCACUGCGCUGCCCACUGCUGCGCACCUGCACUGUUUGUACGGCCAAACCCCAUCGGAGCAGCAACCUGUAAGCCUCGCUGGGGCGGAGGACAACUGGCGCUGGGCGUCGCCUGAAGUGGGCGCACCCGCGGGGCCGGGCCCGCUGUCUGCAGCAACUUCCCUCACAGCUGCUGCAGCGGCAGGGGCUGUACGGCCAUGGGGGUCACCGUUAGGACCUCCGAAGGGCUUGGUGCAGGGGAGAGGAGUCAGGCCAGUUGGCUGGGCGCUGCCUGCAUUGCCCGCAGCGUUGACGGCACCCCGGCACAUUGCCGCUGGCGCUGGCGGCUGGCGGUCGGGCGGCCCAGGGGCCCAGGCGCCGCUUCCCUUCGCGGCCGCAGGGGCCACUCGCUGGCAGCACACGGGUUCCACCCAGACACCCGUGCCGAGAUCACAGCCGGGGUCGGGGGCGGGGCAAUCAGCAGCGGCAGGGGCAGGGGCGGCUAAGCCCGGCUCAGCCACGGCGCCGGCGCCCGCCAGUGCGGCAGCGGCAGCGGGCGGGAGCCCGGCAGCGGGCGGCGCCGCCUCGGCGGCUGCGGCGCUGGAGGCGGCUGGGGAGCGGCUGUCCGACACGCAGAUCCUGGGCCGCCUGGUCGGGUACCUGUGGCCCAAAGACAACCCCGAGUUCCGCGGCCGGGUGGUUGCGGCCACUGCGCUGCUGGUGAUCGCCAAGCUGCUCAACAUCAACGUGCCCAUCGCGCUCAAGCUGGCUGUCGACUCCCUGUCAGCCUCCGUGGCGGCGGGCGGCGCGGCGCCGGCGGCCGUGGCUGUGUACGGCAUGAGCCUGGGCCCCAUCGCGCUGCUGCUGGGCUGGGGCGCGGCGCGCGGCGGCAUGGCGUUCUGCAACGAGAUGCGCAACAUCGUGUUCGCCAAGGUGGCCCAGGGCACCAUCCGGCGGGUGGCCAACGAGGUGUUCGGUCACCUGCACACCCUCGACCUGGGCUUCCACCUGGCCAAGCAGACCGGCAGCCUGGCGCGGGUGGUGGACCGUGGCACGCGAGGCAUCAACUUCAUCCUGUCCAGCAUGGUGUUCAAUGUGGCGCCCACGGUGUUCGAGGUGACGGUGGUUACGGCCAUCCUCACCGCCAAGUGCGGCCCCGCUCUGGGCGUCAUCACCAUCGGCACAUUGGCGGCCUACGCGGCGUUCACCCUGAGCGUCACGCAGUGGCGCACCGCCUUCCGCAAGACCAUGAACCGAGCCGAGAGCGAGGCGGCGGGGCGGUCGGUGGACAGCCUGAUCAACUACGAGACUGUCAAGUACUUCAACGCCGAGGCGCAUGAGCAGCGCAGGUACGACGAGAGCUUCCGCGCCUACGAGGCUGCGGCGGUGCAGACGCAGCAGAGCCUGUCCUACCUCAACCUGGGCCAGAGCGCCAUCUUCACCGCCGGCAUGACCGCAGCCAUGGUGCUCACAGGCCAGCAGGUGCUGUCGGGCCAGGCCACAGUGGGCGACCUGGUCAUGGUGAACGGGCUGCUGUUCCAGCUGUCCAUGCCGCUCAACUUCCUGGGCACUGUGUACCGCGAGACGCGGCAGUCGCUUCAGGACAUGGGCGCCAUGUUUGGACUGCUGCAGCAGCACCCCGCCAUACAGGACUCACCCACCGCAGUGGCACUGCCGCCCUCCCCACGUGGCGGUUAUGACGUCACCCUGACGGACGUGGCGUUCGGCUACCGGCCCGACGACCCCAUCCUCAACGGCGUCAGCCUCCAUGUGCCCGCCGGCACCAGCGCCGCCAUCGUGGGCGCCAGCGGCUCCGGCAAGAGCACCGUGCUACGGCUGCUGUUCAGGUUCUACGACGCCCAGUCGGGGGCGGUGCAGGUGGCCGGCCGGGACGUGCGCGACAUACAGCUGGACAGCCUGCGGGCAGCCAUCGCCACCGUGCCGCAGGACAUGGUGUUGUUCAACGACUCCAUCUACUACAACAUCGCGUACGGCAAGCAGGGAGCCACGCGGGAGGAGGUGGAGGCAGCUGCCAAGCUGGCUCGCGUUCACGCCGCCAUCAUGGAUAUGCCGGACGGGUACAACACAGUGGUGGGCGAGCGGGGGCUCAAGCUCAGCGGCGGCGAGAAGCAGCGCGUAGCCAUUGCCAGGGCCUUCCUGAAGGCGCCGCACGUGCUCCUGUUUGAUGAGGCCACCAGUGCCCUGGACACCAAGACCGAGGGGGAGAUCCUGGAGGCGCUCAAGCUCCUGGCGCAGGGCCGCACCUCCAUCUUUGUGGCGCACCGGCUGUCCACCGCGGCGCAGUGCGACCAGAUUGUGGUGCUGGACGAAGGCCGAGUGGUGGAGGCGGGCACGCACAGCGAGUUGCUGGCACGCGGCGGGCGCUACUCCGAGCUGUGGGCACGGCAGGCCAGUCACGUGGAGGAGCUGGCGGCGGCGACAGCGGCGGGAGGCACAGGCGGCGGCGGCGGUGGCAACGCGGGGAGCAAGUAGGUCGGAAAGAAACGGCAACGCCCCGGUGUUUGCUGAGAGUAGGCAAAGCGAGCGAUCAAGAUUGGAUGUGCGGACUAUGCAGGCGGCUUUGGGACGUGGUGUAAGAUAGAGAGCGAGAGUGCAUGAGCGGGCGCUGGUUGAAGUAGAGGCAGGUUGCUGUGGUACAGGCUAUGCAGUCGAAGCUGUGUAUUGAAUUUGGCAUAUGCAAGCACUCCGGCAUGAGGACCAGGGGGUGCUAGUGAGAUAGGUUGGACGCGACCUUGGCCUGCGUGUCGGAGCUCCAAGUGUUCAGAACGGGGGUAACAGGGGACACCCCAACUGGCCGCGUCAGUGCUGGCAUGGACGCGCGCACAGAAUA
This is a messenger RNA of Chlamydomonas reinhardtii, 3059 nucleotides long. RefSeq lists its product as uncharacterized. Bases 29 to 2701 code for a protein of 890 amino acids. Gene Ontology annotation, biological process: transmembrane transport; intracellular iron ion homeostasis. Gene Ontology annotation, molecular function: ATP hydrolysis activity; ABC-type transporter activity; ATP binding. The record is from RefSeq and is a predicted model, not a curated record. Gene Ontology annotation, cellular component: mitochondrial inner membrane. Lineage: Eukaryota; Viridiplantae; Chlorophyta; Chlorophyceae; Chlamydomonadales; Chlamydomonadaceae. The transcript is spliced from 16 exons.